Messenger RNA from Notolabrus celidotus (New Zealand spotty), 7541 nucleotides. RefSeq names its product RUN and SH3 domain containing 1 (gene rusc1). Bases 234 to 5063 code for a protein of 1609 amino acids. The transcript has 12 exons. Lineage: Eukaryota; Metazoa; Chordata; Actinopteri; Labriformes; Labridae. The record is from RefSeq and is a predicted model, not a curated record. Gene Ontology annotation, cellular component: cytoplasmic vesicle. Gene Ontology annotation, molecular function: protein binding.
AUGCUGAUGCUGUUACCGUCGUAGAGACAUUCACAUUCACUCCGACUGGGAUGUGAAGGAGCCCGAUGAGAUGGAGACCUUCAUCCAUCUUUACCUCAAUCUGAUCGAUCUUGGGAACCAAGCCAAGAUGUGACCGUCACGGCGCGUCACUGUUUGGAUUUCUCCAGCCUUUGCAAGAAUUGUUUCUAUAGCAACAGAAAUUCCAUAGCAUCCUAAAAAAUCCCAUUCCCAAGAUGCAGUCCUCCUCUCAGCCUUCAAAGCCGCGGCGCUUUGACGUCAGCAGACGGACCAAUACUACAGUUGGACCAAAGUCUCAUAGUGCUGGUUUACAGAGAGAGGAUAAAAACAUGAACACAAUCACUGCUGCCUCCCCUCGCAGAGCAACUAAAGGCCCCACAGCACCCACCAGGACAAGAGUGGGAGUGCAGCCUCGAGCACCAGUAAGCCAAUCCAGGUUUAGCUCCCAAAAAGCAGGUUCAACUAUCUCCAAAACAGCUAAGCCCAAACCCAAGAGCGCUCGUGCAUCUGCGGCAACCAAAAUUGCACCGGCAGCAGCCCCACCACAGCUCCCCUCUGUGCUCCCACUAGACCCAAACUGCAACGAGCCCAGCCUCCCCUGUCUGUGCUGCGACGGACGCUCGCCGCAGGAUAACAACAGCAUGUUCAACCACAACCACAACAACAACAACACCAUCUCUAUCAGACAGCAACUGCAGCUACCACCUCCUCCACCGGCCCAAUUAUUGCCCCAGAGGCAUGAUGGGACUGGAGCCAAGGAGCAGUCGCAGCUUCCUUCAGAAGCAAACGCCAAGAUGGAGCCCUCUGCCUGCCCUGCUGCCAGUUUGCAAAACGAAGGCAAAAACACGGAUGAAAGCGCCAAUCUCAACAACAAGAAACACAUCAAAGUGGAGGAAGACGAUGACGAGGAAGAGAGCAGCGGGGAUAUUGAUAUUGACGAUGAUGAUGAGGCUGACAAUGAUGAUGAUGACGAUGACGAUGAUGACACCCUGGUGCCGUCAUGCUGUGAUUGUCCUCCCUCCCUCCUGGAGUUCUCGCUCACCUCCUCUACAUCGUCAUCCUCCACUUCUAUCAGCUCCUGCUCUGAUCUGGAGUCCGACUGUGCAGAUCAAUCCGCCUCCAUCUGCUCCUCUCACGACCAAGAUGAUCUAUCCAUCGCUCUGUCCCCUAAAAACCAAUCUCUUCCUCAAGCCCUUGAUUUCAAGCCCCCCUCUCGUUCACCCCCAUCCCUCCCUCUUAGCCACAAUCCCUUCUCCCUAACAUCACGUUCCCAAGAUUCUCCUUGCUCCCCAGAUGAGGGUUACCCCUCCGCACUAGACUCCCCUUCUCCUGACUACCUAGGAGUCAAGGGUGAUUCAGAGGUUGCAAAACUAGGCCUGCUUGACUUUCUUGAGUCAGUGGGAGAGUUUGGUAAAAUGGAGCGCUUUAGCCAGGUGAUCCAAGUUGCUCGAUGGGAUCUGGAAGGUGAGCAGCACUGGGAUGUUCUGAGGGAUCGGCUGGAUCACCUGGACCGCCUUGAGAAGGUGAACAAGGAAGUAAAACUGGCCUACAUCGCCAGGCUCCACGAGAAGGGGUUUGAUCUUGGAGAUCUGGAUGAGCAGGAUCUCUCGGAUGUCAUGGAUGAAAUGGGAAACAUCGACAUUCCUUGGAAGUUGUAUAAAGGUCGGGGAGGAAAAAUGGGCGAGUCUCAGGAGUUCUCAGAUGCAGGGGUUGACCUCACGGCUCCGUCAGAUUGCGAGGAUCCUCUCGCUCCUGAUUCUCUCACCCCUUCCCCGGUUGAGCCGCCACCCAGACCUCCUAAACCUCCUGUGCGUCAUGCUAGUGUGAGCUCCGACCUCCACACCUACAUCAAUAUCAGCAGAGACACCACCUCCAUGGCCGUCUCCACCUCCCCUACUAUGUCCACCUUCUCCCCUAACUCCUCAUCUCCCACAUUCACCACUUUUAGGUGUGAGAAACCCCUUCCACCAUCUCCACCAUCCAUUCCUCCUCUCCCUAACUCUAAACCAGUCCCUUACCUCACCCUCUAUACCACUCCUUCUCCACCUCCAUGUAUCCCCACCCCAACUCCUCCCAUCCCUCCCCCUCGGAAGCGUCACCUUGCUAGAAAAGAGGCUCAGCGACUUGCUGCUCUUCAAGCCGAACAGGAAAAGACCCCUCUCUCCUUUCCUCCUCCUACGACACGUCCCCCACCUCUGCCUCCUCCACCAGUUAUCUCAGUGUCCUCAUCAUCCCCCCCUGCCAUACCACCUCCACCUGCCCUGCCUCCUCCCCCCUCCUUCCACGCACUAGAUGUAGAGAUUCGGAAGCUGCUGAUGCUUGCCGGAUUGACCCAAGCUGAGCUCCUCAAACUCAGCCCUGAGCUCGGGGUUUGUGUUGGAGGGUUGGAGGAUGAAGGAGAAGGAGGCCAUGUUUUCUCCUCCAGGUCUGUUGAGUCACAUGAGUUCCAACAAAAGGAGGAGAAGAACUGUGACGCAGAGAUGUCAGCCAGGGAUGCAUGGAGCAUCAGAGAAAGGGAGGGAAGAGUAGACAUAGGUGAAGAAGGCAGAAAGAGAGAGGAAAUCAAGGACACACAGAGAACCACCUCCUUCACUGAGAUGGCAAGGAGAAGGAGGAGGAACAGCAGUUUGACCUCUGACCAUUACUACUGUACCAAUCUUAGCAAUACACAUGAAACCAAAACAAAGAAUAUGAACUUUGAGUCGUUCCGUUAUCCUACCGUAUUUCCAGAUUCUCCCCCUCCUCCUCCUCCUCCUCGCCCAUUACCCCCAAUCCCCCCAUCUCAGCCGGUCCGCAAAGUCAGCACCCUCUCUGCCAACUCUGCACAACCUGAGAAAUUUGAUUGGCUCAUAGCGUUCACACCUGAAUGUGAAGGCCCUCCUCACCUCCGCUCCCUGGAAAUGAGGAAACCUCAAAUUGAAGCUCAGAAGAAGCUCAGUUCAUUGGGGUCCACUCUAGUGGUUCCUCCCAAGACCACAACUUUUAAAGAGCUGCGCUACCGUAGCAAGAAUUCCUCCCCUCCCACAAAGGUGAUCACUGACCCAGACCCAGACCCCACAGUUAUCACUCCAGAUCCAGAUAUCCUCUACAACCUGAGGUGGAGAAGGGAGAAGGAAGGCGACGACGGCCUGCAGUGGGAAUACACCUCUCAGGCUCAGGCCAUCUUCAUGCAGCCACCACCGGCCCUCACCUCGAUGGCCGCUCUGAAGGAGAUGCUCCAGAGAGCGGACAAGGAGGGGGGACAACUUGAGCUGUGCCCGUCUCAGAAGAUUGGCAGCUCCAUCAGUGACAGCAGCCUGUGGACCAUGGGCAGAGAGUGGGAGUGUGAAGACGUUAAGAGUGAGGAAAAGAAAGGGGAAGAAGAAGAGAAGGAAGAGGAGGUGGAGGUGAGAGGACGAGCCGAUGGAGGGAGGACUGUUGAGUCAAGAACUUCAGCUGUUCGCAGUGUCUCAUUCGCCGGCUCUGUCCAGAGGACGGGGACUUCCUGGAUGGGCGAAGAUGUGAAGCAUCCAAUGAGAGGUCUGGGCCUGUCUUCUCUGUUCCUGCAGGAGAAAAAAGCUCUGGUCAGUGCGGUCAGUGUGGCAGUGGAAGCCAUCUUGGCCCAGUUCAGCUCUUCACGGACUGUCGUUCAGAAGUCAUUCUCACUUAACAAGGCCUUAUCAGGAGACAGCACUAUAAAUCCAUCUCUAGGCCGUCUGGUGCUGCAGUGCCUCUGCCCUGCCCUGCACAGUUUGCUGACUGAUGGCUUGAAACCUCACCAGAGUGACCUGAUUGCGGGCAGAAGGCCAAACUCUGCUUGGAGCUUGGUCCAAGCCUCCACACGGCCAGGUCCAAGAACACAAGCCUUGUUCAACCUUCAAGAUCGAGUCGGAGAGCUGCCCCAGCUCAGGCAGAGCAAGCACAGGUUCAACGCAUUCCUGCUCGGCCUCCUGAAUACCAAGCGUCUUGAUUUCUGGCUAUCUCACCUUCAGUCCUGCAGUGAUGUUCUGGAGACAUAUUUUCGCCCCACCUCUUUUAUGCGCCUGUCGCUGACCGCCUGCCAGCCUCUGUUCGAGGAGCUGCUCCUCGUGCUGCAGCCUCUCAGCCUGCUCACCUUCAACCUCGACCUGCUCUUCCAGCAUCACCAUCUAGAGUCAGACAGCCACCGUCCACAAGUCCCCAGUCCACCUCCUCAGGAUGCUGGAUCAACAGAGAGUUCACAAUCAAAAACCACAGGCUGCAGGUAUAUUGAAACCCUGUCAGAAGUUGACUUUGGAAGCCCGGAACAUGAGGCCACCAAAGAAAAACCAUCACCACCUGUCAAUCCAAACAGCGAGGGAUCAGGGAAUUCAACACAGAGCACUACAUUCCUCAAGGUUACGAUCCCCCUGGCGCAGACAAGUCCACAGCUGAUGUGGGUGCAGGAGAAGGAGAUUGGAGCUUUACCUCUACCGGCUGAUGAGGAGGACAGUCUGGCUCAGCAGGCAGGACAGGCAAUCCAGCAGGGAUGGGGAGCUGUGAUGCGUUUUGGAGGCAGACUGAGCAGGAACCUGGCUGAGCUGAACCCGAAAAAGGAGGAGGAGGUUAAGACAGAUCUGCAAGGUCUGCAGAUCCAGGCAGAGAGCGACUUCGCUCCAGUCAGCAGUGGUGUUCAGGUUCCGUGGGGUUUUGGACGGCUCUUUGGAGCCUCUAAAAGCCCGAAUAGCCCACCAGGACACACACCACCAACAAGGCGUCCCUCUCAGUGGCUGGCUCCUGGUGUGACUGCACUGACCAGAAUGGUGAGCAGCAACUCCACUCCAAUGUUAAGGAGGGCCGCAGAGCUGCAGGGAGAGAGUGAACCAGAGCCAGAGAAAGACACCGAUGUACUGGAGAUGAAGGACAAACCCAGACCACUCAGGUCAGUGCGAACGCUGUGUGACCACACUGGAACGGAUUCACAGCUCAGCUUCUGCAAAGGGGAGGAACUGGUGGUGUUGGGAGGAGUCGAUCAAGACUGGAUCCGCUGUCGUCAGGGAGACAAAGAGGGGCUGGUAGCUAUUGGCUACACCUCCCUCAUCAUGUAACUUCAGCACUAAAACUGCUGCACUCAGACAAUAAAGAUAAAUAAAUAAAUAAAUAUAAAUAUAUAUAUUUAAGGCGAGUAUUGAGAGGUGAUGGUGAGGCUCAGUUACUCUGAAAGGGAUAUUUCACACUGUCUUGGUUUAGGUUUGACUCGAGUGCAAACACCAUCUGCUCUGCUUUAUGUGCAUCAGGAGCAGUCUGCACUCCUUCUCCCUCUACGAACAUAUGGGAGUUUUUCCUCUCAUCACGACUCAUCCUGUUUGGUAGCAUUAAACUAAUGGAUUUUAACAGCAGGAAUGCAGCAGAUGGUGUGAAAUAAUGACUCAAGUCAAACUCAGAUAAUUUCACUCUGGAAGACCUUUGAUCUCAGAGUGAAGUAUCCCUUUUAAAAUGUCCCUUUUCCUCAAUUUCUGCCUUCCCUGUCAGCCACUGAUCUGAAAAUGAUCACAGGGGGAAAACUCUGUACACUCCGUGUAAUCAACCACUAGCAGAUUCAAGUGCUGUCAGAUCAGCGGCUGCCUGUUGUGAGGAGGCGACAGCCUGGAAGUAGCCACUUUAAUAUCUCUUUCUCCCGGCUGCAGGGACUCGUGGCUCGCAGGUUGUUGUGUGGAGAAGGCAUGUUGGAGUACUGGGCCGUAGCUCCUGUUGCAUACUGCGUAGUAAUGUAGUGAAUUGUAGCUGUGUAGAUCUGUGUUCUAUUGACCUUCCACCCCUGUUGACCUCUCACCUUUCUCGCCUGGUUCACGUGUGUUUGACAUGUUUCUGCUACUAUAUUUGACUGUAAAAAUAUACAUAAAAAUCUAUAUAAAUAUAAGUAUAUAAAUUGAGAUUGAUAUUACCAAGAUAGAUAGAAAGAUAGAUGAACAAGAAUAAGCAGGUAGUGAAACCCAACAAGCAGCCUGAGGAAGUGAAGUGAUGAAAAACAAAUGGAUUACUUCUUUAUCUUUUCAUAUGUAACUGAAAAUGAAGUGGUUGUCAUCCAUGCAAAAGAAAAAAGGUAAAUGUGUUUGUUUUAAGUAUGAAAUCCAGUAUCUUCCCUCAUGUGUGCUUUAUGUAUUGCCAUUAUCUUGACAUCAUUAAAUGAUUAGAUUUAGCCUCAUAUCCUGAAGCAUAGUAAUGUGCCAUGAAUGCUUUGAAUGAGAAAAUCUCUAUAUAUCCAACUCCGUUAUAGAAGAUGACAUCAGACAACAGCAAUCUGUAGCUAACCUCUCGACUUGUCCAUAACCUUAAAGGGGCGGCAUGUGUAGGAGUAAAAACUUAACAAACACACUCUCAGCUCUCGUUCAAAAUCACCUGACCUUAAAUGAAGUGCAGUGAUAAAACUCCAGAUGUUUGUAACUCAUGAAUGCUACUGUAGAGUCUGUAGGUUUGGUGGCUGGUCUUCACCUUGUACCUCAGCUUUUGUAUUUAACUCCCCGCCAUGUUUGCUCAUCAUAAUCAUUGAUAUUAAUGAUAGUGGUUGUACAAGUGGUUGUGGUCUAUAGUGAUAUGUUGAUUUCAACGUUCCUCAUAAGAAACUCAUUGCUUUUUUGUCAUAUAUUGUUUUUUUAUCUUCUAUAUUAUGUAUUUAUGACUAUGCAUAUUGUUAUAUAUACAACAUCAAGCCUUUUUUUGUUCUCCGACACGGUUUUGGUUUCAUGUUUUACUGCAAGUUGACAUCUGAAACCCCAGAAAAAGUUGCUAAAAGGUUAAUUCUGAAGAGCUUGAUUUGAAGGCAGACACUAAAGAACCUCUGUUUAACUCUGCAGGACAGUUUCAGGACCAGUCAGAACAGCACAGUUCUCUGUAUGUUAUUUUGUGGAUGCCAUGUAGCAUGACAUUACAAUCACAGUGGCAUUACUGUCUGGUAGCAUCACGUUAAAUCAGUGCUCAUUUUAAGUAACUUAUGAUCAUAUUAAAAUGCCAUCAAAUGGAUAACUCUAGGUAUUUAGAAUAUCUUCCAAAUAAAGACACAAUAUCAGUUAACUGAUUCAAAUGUAUUAUCUGUUUGUUUUUAUGUUGUUAAAGGGAUGUUUUGGUCUAAAUGCACUUAAUUUAUUGGAUGUAAUAUUUAUUGGUCUUGGGGUCUCUGAAGGAAUCGCUCAAUCUGACCCAUCUAGUGUCUCUCUAUCUAUCUGGGUUCAUUAUGUAUGUGUGUGUGUGUGUGUGUGUGUGUGUGUAUGUGUGUGCGUGAGUAUGAGCGUGCACAUGGCAGCAUGAGUGGCAGUGAAAGCAGAGAUGAUUGUGAGCACAUCUGUGUGUCUGCACAUCCUGCACUUUCACCUUCACGUGUGUGAGUGUAACAAUGAGUCUUGUACCUUCCUCUUCUCCUUCUCCUCUUCCUCCUCUCUUUCUCUCUCUCUCUGGUGUCAUGUAGCUUGUAGACAUCCCCGUGUCCUACUAUUGCAUAGAGUUCAGUGCCCUAAUAGUGUCAGUCACUGUCCACCUCCUGCAUGUGCUUGUUUGUAAAUACACCAAAUAAAAUGAUCAGUAUGAACCAA